Molecule: messenger RNA, 4138 nt
Organism: Malaya genurostris
Lineage: Eukaryota; Metazoa; Arthropoda; Insecta; Diptera; Culicidae
Gene: Nab2
Product: zinc finger CCCH domain-containing protein 14
Exons: 4
Coding region: 158-3475 (1105 amino acids)
Biological process (GO): regulation of mRNA stability
Cellular component (GO): nucleus; cytoplasm
Molecular function (GO): metal ion binding; poly(A) binding
Source: RefSeq, a predicted model, not a curated record
AGAAAUGUCAAGAAAUUGUUCCGUGGUGGUGCUCGAUAUACGGUGAGAAAAGGAAAAGUUUUUCCCUUCAUGGUUGCAACAGCAGUCAACAGAAUCACAUUCAUUUUUGUCUGGUGAUUGGUUGGAAAUUUAAUGUUACUGUGAUUACGGUUGGAAAAUGGAUUCGCUUGGUUCGGAAAUCGGUCAGAAGAUGAGGAGCGCCGUAAAGGCGAAACUAAUAGAGCUGGGCACCGGUUCUGCAAGUGGAUAUAUUGAUGAUGAGCUACCGGAUUAUGUGAUGAUUAUGGUAGCGAAUAAACGUUCACGACAGCAGAUGAUCGAUGAUUUGCAGCUGUUUCUGGGCAGUCAAACUGAAGUGUUUGUUAACUGGCUACACCAAGUGCUUCAGAAGUUAGAAGAGGUAACGCUGCCAGCUUCUGCAACAUCUUCUAUCACUGGAACUGCAAAAACCUCGAAGGAUUCUAGCGGAAAGCGCAAAGCUAGUGAGCAAAAAGAUAAAAAGGAAAAGAAAAAAGAUAAGAAGACCAAGAAACCAAAAGAGAAGACUCCUGAAGUAGUUGGAGACGUCCGUACGCCUCCACAUCCAGCUCCGCUGGGAGCAAACUCGAUUCAGGAUGUAUUUGCUAAUCAAUUUAUUCAGCAAGCAAAGAAAUCGUUAGAUAUUGAUGGAUCUGCUCCAAAGGAAGAUUCAAGUGAAAUGACACCUCCUCUACGAGAAAACUGUAACUCACAAACGGAGAAUGAGUUCGAUAUUCCAACUAUAUCUGAAAUUGCCGGUCAAACUGCUUUGCAAAAACACCAGAAAGAACUGUGCGAACUGGAGGAAAUCCAACAAAGAAUAAAACAAGCAAAAAAGCAACUGAAAGCGAUGGGCUCUGACGAGUCCGAAGAUGAGGACUUUUUGAACAUUAAAGCAAAUGACGAAGAUUUGGAGAACAUCGAGGAUGGUGGUCUGGCCCAUGCCAGAAGGAAGGAAAAACUAAAAGCGCAAAUGGCAGAAUCAGAGAAACACAAGGAACCCGAGAAGGAAAUACGCAGUGAUACUCCUCCUCCACCCGUUGAAUUGGUUAGCAAAAGAAAAUCUGUUAUGGAACGUCUAGGGACGCGUCCAGAACCAAAAGCGCCUUCGGAAGUAGUAGCUUCAGAGUCUGCCACAAAUAAAGGAACUAUCAUCAGUCUAUCAGCUCAUCGCAGAGAAGAAAGAGAGUUGUACGUUCCGGUUUUUCGUCGGAAGGAAAUGGAGGAGCAGAAGGCUAAGAAAGCUAGAGAAGCGAAACCAGUUCGAGCUAAUCGAAGCCGAAGUCGGGAAAGAGAUCGUCGACGUUCUCCUCCAAGUUGGUCGGCACGAAGGGACAAUAGUCGUGAUCGGUCGCGAAGUAGACGCGACCGUGAUAGAGAUAGGGAGCGAGACAGACCUAAGAGCCGUGAUCGUGGUCGUGAACGUGAACGCGAACGAGAACGCGAACGGGACCGAGGACGAUCGACGGCUAAAGUGAACAAUGGAACCGAUGUGCGUACUCGCAUAGGAUCUCGUGUAAUUGUUCUUCCUCCAAAACCGGAAUACAUUGAAGAAGAUGAAUUGGAGGUUCCAAUACCGAGCGUGGUGAAAGUUCAACCUCGUCCUCAAAUCCCAAAAAGCAAGCAACCUAGUAAAAAUUUACUAUUAAAAGCAAUGGCCGAAGCACAACGUUCAACGGCCGCUAAUGUUAAGAAAACUAUAAGCAAUGUAGAUGAAAUACCUUUGCGGCACCGUCGAAUGCUGAUCGAGAUUCCUGGCGCAAAUUCAGAAAGCUUGCAGCCGCUAGAUGUUGAUUAUGGUGAGGACGACGAUGAUGAUGAGGACAUUGUGAAUCAUGUUCUCGGCGAUGACGACGAGGACGACGAACUGCAGCGAAUUCUUGCCAAUGCUAACGACGAAUAUAUUCCGGAACCUGUGUCCAUGUCGAUCUCCGGACGAUCAGACACCGAUAGCGAUGGAUAUGUGUAUGUUCCUUCUGCAAAACUGUCCGGUCAGGCUCACACCGGAUCGCUAGAAGAAUAUGAUCCCAAAGAUAUAUCCAAGAAUCCCAAGUUUGUCGUCACGUUGGACGGAGGAGCAUACAAAAAAACUCGCACUUCUCCCAGUCAUACACCACCUCCCCCGGUGAAACCGAAACUCUCCAUCAAGGAUCGAAUUGGUGUUAAAGUUUCGCCAAAUAAGAGCGAAAAAAAGUCCACUCCGCCAGAUGAAGACGAAAAGGACGACCGUGUCCAUCAAGAAACUCUAAAACGACGAAAGGAACGUUUUAGCGUGAAAGCUCAAUCUAAGGAAGCUGCAAAGCAACGAGAUGGUGCCUCAAAAACGUCACCAGAAAAACGAUCCAAGUCAUCGUCGUCGAAAAAAUCUAGUCCCACUAAAAGAGAUAAAACAGCUCGUGCUUCCAACACUGAUUCGAAUCGGAAAACUUCACCGGGCCGAGAUUUGAAUGAGCUGCUACUACAGCGCACCAAGGAACUACUGGUAGAUGAUAGUGUGUCCUCUUCGCCAAUCUACAUGUCCAAAACAGAUUACGACAAAAUUGAACCCAACUCGUCGUCUCGCAAACGAAAACGUGUAUCGCCUAUUCAAUUUGCCCUCACGGAUGAGGAAGCGGAUGAUACGGACGGUGAGUACAAUCACCAUCGGGAUCGCGAACUUCGAGAGAGAAAAUCGGUGGAACGAGCAGCUAGUGUCGACGAGGACAGCGUCGGCAGCAGACAGGAUCAGCGGAAGGAACGCGAGAGUGAACGUAGGGGCAAUGACGAAGAGAGGAGAAAAAGUGUUGGUACCGGCAGUAGUAAAAAAAUUAGUACGAAUAGUAGUGAGCCUGCGGAGCCAAAAACUCCUACCAAGAAGAUUAGGAAGCUGGAAUCGACUAGAAAGUUUGAUGAUAUACCGCAAUUGCUCAGCUCCGUUUCGGUUCCUUCGGAUGGUUUGUCCAAAAGCAAGGCUACCAUCAAGGAACGUUGCAAAUAUUUCCCGCUCUGUCGGCAGGGUGACUCCUGUGAAUUUCUUCAUCCGAGCACUAUGUGUAAAGCGUUCCCAGCAUGCAAGUUCGGCGACAAGUGUCUCUAUCUGCAUCCGUUCUGCAAAUUCGACAAAACCUGCCAUCGGCUGGAUUGCAACUAUAUGCAUACGAAACCGCUCUCAAGUCACGGAUUGGGUUCCAGUGGGACGUCGGCUCCUCCGUUGGCAUCCUCGGUAGUGCCGGUAUCGACUUAUAAAUCCAUAACUGCGAAACCUCUUCCGCAGAUGUGCAAGUUUUACCCAGGUUGCACGAACGGCCUGUGUCAAUACUAUCAUCCGAAGAUGUGCCGAUUCGGGAAACACUGCAUGAACAAGGUGGAAUGCAAUUUCUACCAUCACGAGUUGCCCGGCGGCCUUAGUGGCCUUGGAGAUUAUCCCGAGGCACCGCAGAAGGAUAAAUUUAAGUGGAUCUCCCCAUUCUCAGCUUAGAGCGAUUGGACUUUCGGAUAUUUUUAUAGGUUCAUUUAGGACUUCACAAUGUCAUCUAUUCUACUGGUACCCAACCUCCAACGGUAUCUAUGUAUUCAAUUCACUUCUGCUACAUACAAACAUACAUGCAUACAUACAUACUAGUUUCUAAGGUUAUUUGAUGUGUUUUUAUUGUUUUCGUAGUUCUAAGCUAGAGUUAUUUAUUAUGAAUUGGACUGCUUCAAAAUCGAAAAUUGAAAAUUAGGCGCACAGCGGUUGUUUCUCUCGAAAACAGAUGCGCCCGGUAUACCAGGUAAAAUCGAAAUUGGGUCAUUAUUCGGUUGGUAAACCAGCUAAAGUAUAAAAAAAUCAUUUGUAUUGUGGCAUGAAAAAGUCUCUCAAAUAAUUGUAAAUAUCAACAAGGAGAAAGGACGUACAGAAUUUCACUGGAACUAGGUUUAAAACACAAACCAUUAUCUCCUGUCCGAGGGUAGAAUUAAAAAAUUUUCGAAAGAAAACCACUUUCGAUGGCAGAUCGAUGUUUUAUUAGUGAAUAAAGUUUGAAAAUCUAUGAACAAAGAAAAAUAAACAGUGAACUUUUAUGUUGCAAUUAAGUUACUACACAAGUACUAAAAAUAUGGUAUCAAGCAUUUUGGUUGAGAAAAAUAACACUAAUAUAAUCGU